GGACCGGGAAGUCCUUCCUGUUGAAGAAGAUUGUGGGCUCCCUCCCUCCGAAGACCACUUAUGCUACAGCCAGCACAGGAGUGGCAGGGGGGACCCAUGCCUUUGCAGGGAUUGGCUCUGGGAAGGCUCCGCUGGAGCAGUGCAUUCAGCUGGCAGAGAGGCCUGGGGUGCGCCAGCACUGGCUGGCCUGCCAGCACUUGAUUAUUGAUGAGAUCUCAAUGGUGGAUGGCAAGUUCUUUGACAAGUUGGAGGCAGUGGCAAGGGCAGUCAGAAAACGAGAUGAACCUUUUGGAGGAAUUCAGCUAAUCAUCUGUGGGGACUUCUUGCAGCUACCACCUGUCUGCAAGGCUAAUGAAAAAACCACAUUCUGCUUCCAGGCAAAAAGCUGGAGGAAAUGCAUCCACAUAAACAUGGAGCUGACUGAAGUGCGAAGACAGACCGACAAGACCUUUGUCUCACUCCUGAGUGCAAUCCGUUUAGGCAGGUGCACAGAGGAAGUUACCAGACAACUGAUGCAGACUGCUGAUAACAGGUCUGAGCGUGAUGGGAUCCUGGCCACGCGGCUCUGCACCCAUAAAGAUGAUGUAGAAAUAACUAAUGAGAAACGUUUGCAGCAGCUAUCAGGAGAAGUGCACACUUUCGAGGCUUUGGAUAGUGACCCAAUGCUAGUGAAGUUAAUUGAUGCUCAGUGUCCUGUGGGUGGUAGAGUUGAGCUAAAGCUUGGAGCUCAGGUGAUGCUGGCUAAGAAUCUGGAUGUGUCUCAAGGUCUGGUGAAUGGGGCACGAGGAGUUGUUGUAGGAUUUGAAAGUGAGCAGAAGGGGCUGCCUAAAGUGAGGUUUCUCUGUGGGAUCACACAGGUCAUAAAAAUGGAGAAAUGGGUCUUCAAAGGACUAUCAGGACUUCAUCUGAGCCGUCAACAGUUGCCUUUAAAACUGGCAUGGGCCAUUUCCAUUCACAAGAGUCAGGGCAUGUCUUUGGAUUGUGUGGAAAUCUCCCUGUCUCGUGUCUUUGAAAGUGGGCAGGCUUAUGUAGCCCUCUCCAGAGCACGUAGCCUUGCAGGUCUCCGUGUUCUGGAUUUUGACCCAAAAGUAGUGAGAGCUGAUCCUUCUGUGUUGCAAUUCUAUAGGCAGCUGAGACGACAUCAACUUCGAACUCAGAGUUUUGGAGGAGGCAACAGUAGAAGUGUGAGAAUUAUUGAGGUGUUUAAGAAGGAGUUCUCAAUAUAUCAGAGCAUUGCUGCUUCAAAGAACUUUGCUGGAGAGCAGGUGGAAGUACCUGAAUCUGGGGCUAGAAUCUGUGGAAG
This is a messenger RNA of Nestor notabilis (Kea), 1303 nucleotides long. RefSeq names its product PIF1 5'-to-3' DNA helicase (gene PIF1). Gene Ontology annotation, biological process: DNA repair; telomere maintenance. The record is from RefSeq and is a predicted model, not a curated record. Lineage: Eukaryota; Metazoa; Chordata; Aves; Psittaciformes; Psittacidae. Gene Ontology annotation, molecular function: DNA helicase activity.